This is a messenger RNA of Hippocampus zosterae (dwarf seahorse), 3503 nucleotides long. RefSeq names its product zinc finger protein 629-like. Bases 83 to 3004 code for a protein of 973 amino acids. Gene Ontology annotation, molecular function: DNA-binding transcription factor activity, RNA polymerase II-specific; RNA polymerase II cis-regulatory region sequence-specific DNA binding. The transcript is spliced from 4 exons. Gene Ontology annotation, cellular component: nucleus. NCBI's taxonomy places the organism in Eukaryota, Metazoa, Chordata, Actinopteri, Syngnathiformes, Syngnathidae. Gene Ontology annotation, biological process: regulation of transcription by RNA polymerase II. The record is from RefSeq and is a predicted model, not a curated record.
CUCAAAACCACCGAAGAAGAAAACAACGGAAGUUAGCACCGCGUCUCUCAGCAGCGAGCUAGCGUGACUGUGGAAAACAAAAAUGUGCAAAGUGCAAAUGCUGCGAGAGUUGGUGAAACGGCGACUGAACGUGGCCGUGGAAGAGAUAUUCGAACUGUUUGAGAAGACAAUAGCGGAGUACGAGGAGGAACUUUGUCGAUCGAAAGAUGAGAACGAGCGGCAACGCGAACUACUGGAUACUGUUUUCACGCAUCAGUCGGGGCUAGACAAAGCCGAUACUCAGCAUUUGGGAGAGGAUCAUCUCCCCGAUCCCCAGCUAGAGCCAGCAGAGCCCCCCCACAUUAAAGAGGAAGAAGACGUGUGGAGCAGCCAGGAUGGGGGGCAGCUUGUAGGUCUGAAGGAGGCAAAUGUCACCACUUUAGCGCUUGCUGAUUGCCCUGUGAAACGUGAAGUGAAUGAAAAGAGAGCUCACUCUUACCAACUUCACCGCAGUCAAAGUGAGGAGAACAAAUAUGCCGGCGAAGCACCACAGGCACACUCCAGCAGCGCGCCACUGUCCGACAUGGACGAGCGUGACGUCACAUCAUCCGAGACGGAUCACAGCGACGACGCCAAAGGACGUUUGAAGCGUUUUAUCGACGGCAAAGGUGCCGCUGCCCAUCACGACCACCGACUCUUCAACUGCUCCGAAUGUGGCAAGACCUUCAGUCGGAAGGGAACGUUGAACCGACACAUGAGGACGCACACCGGAGAGAAACCAUUUGCUUGCUCGUUUUGCUCAAAAAUAUUCUCUUUAAAGCAUCACAGGGACCGCCACAUGCGAAUACACACCGGGGAGAAACCCUUUUCCUGUUUAUUUUGCCCUAAAAGAUUCAGAGACAGGUACAAAAUGAUGACACACAUGAGAACCCACGCUCCUGAGUUACCAAUUUCCUCCAGCCCGCAAGCGACAACGGAAGUUGGCGGAGAACACUCUAACGCUCCUCGCUCGCAACGAGACAACCCCGCUCCGCUAUCAGACCUGGACGACGCCAUGUCGCACUCUUCCGCGAGCGAGCAUGGGAACGACGCCGAAGAACCCGACAGUAACCCCAAGAAGUUCAUGUGCUCCGAAUGCGGGAAACUGUUCGGCCGCAUGGGAAGUUUGAACCGACACAUGACAACGCACACCAGAGAAAAACCUUUUGCUUGCUCCAUUUGCGCAAAACGUUUCUCUUUCAAGGAGCACAUGAAAAGACACAUGCUAAUCCACACGGGCGAGACUUCCGUCUCCUGCGGCGUGUGCGCAAACAGCUUCCGAGAUAAAUGCGACAUGGUACUGCACAUGAGAACGCAUACGGGAGAGAAACCCUUCGCAUGCUCAGUUUGCCGCAAGGGUUUCUCCCGCAAGGACCAUAUGGUGUUACACAUGAGAACGCAUACGGGGGGGAAUUUCACCUGCCCGGUUUGUCAUAAAAGAUUCUCCAGUAAAAAGUAUGUGAUGAUACACAUGAGGACACACACCGGGGAGAAGCCGUUUGGUUGCAACGCGUGCGAUAAGAGGUUCACGUAUAAGUACCAGGUGACCAGACACAAGUGUGUCAGCGGCAUAGAUUUAAACGCACCGGAAGCGAGAUCCCAAUCAUUUUUGUUGAGCGAUUCACUUGGGCUGCACGUCGCAAUCGCGAAGGCUAAAAUGUGUAAAGUCCGAAUUCUGAGAAAGUUGGUGACGCAACGGUUCAACUCGGCUUUAGAGGAGAUAUUUGAAAUAUUCGAGCGAACGAUAGAGGACUACGAGGAAGAACUUUGUCGAACAAAAGAGGAGAACGAGCGGCAACGUGAAUUACUGUCUGUCGUUUACACGUCUGAUGUUGUAUCACAGGGGGCAGACGUGCAGAGGGUGUUGGUGGAGCAUCCAGAAGAAGAUAUUGUUCCCUCUGAGCAGCAGGAACAGCCACCAGAGCCACACCGCAUUAAAGAGGAGGAGGACAUACGGAGCAGUCAGAAUAAGGAGCAGCUUCCCUUGCUGGAGGAGAAUGAUGUCACUGCGUUCGCUUUGACAGGCGCCCGUAUAAAGAGUGAAGAGGAUGACGGUCAGUCCUCACAACUUCGUCACAGUCAAAGUGAGAAGUUAGAUCAACACAUCACGGAAGGGGAACGCUACACAGGCCCACAAUCACAACCAGAUCAAUUAGCUCCACUGUCUGAUAUGGACGACAUGAUGUCACACUCUUCUGACACCGAUCACAGCGACCGCACCAAAGAACCUUUGAAGGAAAGCUCCGAAGGUCAUAGGAUGCGUCACGCUGACAACAAGCACUCCAACUGCUCCGAAUGUGGGAAAAGGUUUGCCCACAAAGGAGCUUUGAAGAGGCACAUGAGGACACACAGUGGAGAGAAACCGUUCAGGUGCACCGUAUGCACCGAAGGCUUCUCCUUGAAGGGCAACAUGAAAAGACACAUGGCAACCCAUUACGAGCCGAGCAACGGCUUGACACGUCACGUGACGACCGUUCAGUUCGGCUGCUCCGAAUGCGGGAAAACGUUUGGCCAGAAGGGCAAUCUGAUCACCCACAUGAGAACGCACACCGGAGAGAAACCUUUUGCGUGUUCGUACUGCGACAGAAGAUUCCACACGAAGCUUCACGUGAAGAGACACACGGCCAUUCACACCGGCGAGAGACCCUUUUCCUGUUCGUUUUGCGGGAAAAGUUUCCGGGAGAAGUACGACGUGAUGAAUCACAGCAGGACCCACACUGGUGAGAAACCUUUCGCCUGCUCCUUGUGCGCCAAGGGUUUCUCUCGAAGGUCAUAUCUGAGAAUACACAUGAAAAGUCACACUGAGGAGAAAGCUUUGAGCUGCGGCAAAUCCGCUCAACACGUGACAACAGAAGCUGACGGAGAACGAUGUAAAGAGCUCCACGCACAACCACAAAACUUUGCUCCACUUACAGAAAUGGACGAUGGGAUAUCGUACUCUUCAGACACUGAUCACGCUGACGACCACAGACAUCAUGUGCAGUAGCUGUGAUUGAUCAGCUUGCCCACCAUACUCCAUGUAGCAGAUCUGCCCAUAAACGAGGUCUGAAUGAUUCUGAAAAAUAAUCUAAUUGUGAUUGCGCGUUGGUCUUACAUCAUCAGCUUACACACAAGGUGCUGCCACUGCUCCAAUUGUACCUCCAAAUGCAGCAGACAGAAUUUUUUGCACCUUCAGUGUAUUACCACGUUGUGCCACAGCAAAACGCCGCAUUACUGACUGCUUCUGUAAGCCAUGCGACGUGAUUGACAGCAAAAAUAAGAGGUAGAGAAAGUCCACCACGAAUAUCUUCCGUAGUGGUUGUUCAGCAGGAACAAUACAUGACUGUCAGUGUUGGAUGGGUUGCAGUUUUUAGUGAGUUAAUGUAGCUAGUGGGAUGUUUGAAGGUAUACAAUUACUUUAGCAUCAAUGCUAAAGUCUGUUCGCCCAUCUACGUUAUUGGCUAGCUGUCUUAUGUGGAUCGGGUGAACAUUUUUGUGCUCAAAUA